GAAUCUAUUGUCUCCCUUUGAACAUCCCUACUUCUUUCUGAGAGAAGAGAAGAGAUGUCCUUGAAAGCCAUUUGCCUAAGCAACAUCCCUGGAGGCACGCCUUUAAAGGACUUCAUGAAAUUUCAAGGGGACUGCACUUCUGAUUCAGCUGCAAAAGGAGCUAUUUGUCCUUCAGUGGACCUCGCCGGCUUAGGAAAAGGACUUAACAGGGGGGCAAACCUGGAAUCCACUUUAAUACGCGGUGGGAGUCAUGCCAAAGUAUUCCUUGACAUCAGUGAGAUAAAGCCAGCUUCUAAAGAAGGAUUGGGCCCACUUUCCUCCUGCCCGAAACACGAAGUUAUGCCACCGUCAAGACAUGCCUUCCUAAAACGUAAAGCUUGCGAGCCUUUAUCCCCUGAGUCUCCAGCGAAAGUCUUCUCAAGGAUGAAGACCCGGGCAGCUCUGGCCAAACUGCAGAACAAGCCUCUAGAAAAAAAAUUACAAAGUACAAACAGCACCACAGAUUAUAUUCUCACUCCUCAGAGGCACCUGGCUGUUUUGGGAAGACAAGAAAAAGAAGAAGUGCCUGAAGAUAAGCCGAAGGAAAGGCUGGCUGAAGAGCCUCUCGGAGGAGUCAGCGUGGAAAAAGUAGUUGACUCAUUUUGCCAAGCCAAGGAAAAUGUCCCUACUUCACCUCCAGCGAAGCAAACUUUAAUCACAUUGGAUUCAGCCAAACAACUAAAUGAUCUUAAUAGAGCGUGUCUAAAUGCAGCUGUUGGUCAAGAUGAUGAAUUUCUUGUAGAAACAGCUGAAGUGGACAAUGAGACUUUUGACAUGGCGGUCAGUGCGACGGAUGUGAGGUAUCAUUGUGUUAAACCUGAAAAGCCCUUGGAAGGAACAGCACCUGGGAGGCUUCCUCAAGGCGGAAGAGUGUUGCACCAAUGCAGCCCGCAGCUUGGCCAAAAGGGACAGCAAGUGCUGGACGUUGGGCCUCAAAGGCCUUAUGAACACAUGUGCGAGAUUGUUUUUUCUACUCCAAAAGUCCACAUACCAAGGAAGCGAAAACCAGCAGGGGCCAAUUCCAAGGUGCUCUUAGAGGCACCUUCCAGUGACGCAAACAGUGAUGUGAAAGAGGAGCAGCAGACGAUCUGUAUCAGCAGAUGGAGACUCAAGGUGAUCAACAACUAUACUGCUGUAUGCCUGGAAGGAAAACGGAGAGGUAUGAAUGUUUGCUGGCAUAGCAAUGCCAUAGUGGAACGGAUAGCACGCAACCGAGUUAUAACUUCAUCUGGAAAUGCCUACCUGUUAGAAGGCCGUAUAGAUGCAGCUACCAUGAAGAAGGAAGGAAUUCCAGCUAAGUUCAUAAAGAGGUUUUCAUCUGGAAUUCCAAGAAACUGGAAAAUGUACGUUGAAGAUCUCCUUGGUUCUCUGAAGAGGAAAGCGCAGAGAGCCUUGCCUUCAAGUUUGGAUAGCAAUGAAAGAGAGGAUCCUGUGGAGACAGAGGACUUCGAAGAACUGGAAGAUUUGCCCCCCAAAGUUGGGAGAAAAUCUAAAAUGAAAAACACCACUUAUCAAGUAUUGGCACCACAAAAUAAUAAGCAUGGUGCGCAGCCAAAACCAUCCCCUGUGCAGGAUGACCAUGACAAAAGUUUCACACGUAGCGGCCGGCUUCUUAAGCCACCCCUGCAGUUCUGGUGUGGCGAACGGAUACUUGUUGAUCAGGCGUUAAAUGUCACUGUGACCAAAGGGGGUACCAACUACUUGACUCCUACAGUGAGCAGUGCUCGGCCUCAGAACAGGAAAAAGUUCAGCUCCCCAAAGGAAAAUGGAGUGUGUGACAUUAGGGCUCUUGACGAAGUAUCUCCAAGCCAAGAGAAAGGACCAAGUAAUGCAAGAACUGAGAGGGUCACCAGAGAAUUUGAGCCUAGGAAUAAGCAAAACGGACGACAUUUUGUUUCAGAGUCUGAAGAAAGUGACAAUGAAUUUACCAUUGCUGAUGUUUUCAAGAAAAAGGCUGUGAUUACUUUGACACCCCUGAACCUUAAAAAGCUGAAUGAAAAUGAUUCAAAGUAUAACAGCCAGCGCAGAAGAAAUCAAAAUGUACCAAAGCGGGGAAUAGAAAUGAAUUGCUACAGGAAAAGUUUGCUUGAUGGGGAGCCAGAGACCUGCAAAUACCCAUUAAGAUCACUGGAACGAGUCCACCAAAAUAAGCCAGUUGUGGAAACCUUGCCCAGCACAAGUGAAGAUGAGUCGAGCGAAGAUAAGCUAUGUAUCAAGAGGAAAACGCAACCCUUUCUCAAAAGAGAGGCAUUCAACAGGGAACAAAGUCAUGCAAAAAAGCCGGCUUCUGAGCCGAGGGGAACAGAGAGUCCUGCAGUCCCUCCUUCUCAGAGCAGGAAGACGAAAGCUGCUCACUCUGGCCAGAACGGCAGGUUGGAGGAGCUGCCUGAUAAGAACUCUUCUCCUGAUGUGGCAAGCGGCUCUCCUGAGCUUCGGAGGUGGGAUAGGCAUGGGGCACUCAGGGGGAUCCGGAAUGCCAGAAGGUAUGUCAUUGAAUCGGAGUCCAAAAACGAAACAAGCAUUGGAGAAUUUCAGCCCAAAGAACAAAAGGCAAAUGUUGCUGGUAAAAGAGUCAAUGGGGAAGUUUCCAGCCGUGCAAAAUCCUUGGCGGUGGCAGGAAAGACACCCGGCAAGGGGCUGUUAUGGAAGGCCGUGGAUUCUCUUCCGGAUGUUCACGAAGCUUGGACCGAUGAAGAAUUGCAGAAGCUGCACAGGGCUGUGGCUUCUUUUCCUAAACACAAGAAUGGCUUCUGGCUGAAUGUAGCCGAGGCUGUGGGGACACGAACAGCGGAGGAAUGCCAGCAAAGGUACAUGGCAGAGCAAGAAGGCAGAAAGCAGGCCCCGAAGAGGACCUCCAAGCACGGAAGACAGAAAGAACGAGAGGAGGGGACAAAGCAGCCAGUGGCAAUUUCUGCAAAGGUGGGGACGCUGAAAAGGAAGCAGCAGAUGCGAAACUUCCUUGAACAGAUGCCCAAGGACAACCACGACGACAUCUUUGCUGCCACCCCCUUUCAGAACAGAAACACAAAAUUGCCACAGUUCUGCAAAGUCCCAGAGGAAGACGUCUUCCAGCUCAAGGACAGCCAUCCCAUCACGCCCUCCUCAGCCAUCUUUCCGUUGACAAAGACCCCGCAGGGUGACCACAUCAGCCCUGGCAUGCUGGAAUCCCUGGACAGGAACGCCUGCGAAAGGCGUGUCUUCCACAUGCAAAAGAACAUCAAAGGCAAGGAGUGCACAUGGCAGAAUGUGAAGAAGAAAUCGACUGGGACCAUUUUCACUACUCCUACGUCUCGAAGAAGGAACGUCUUUGCCUUUGAAGACGCCUUGGCUUCUGCUGGGGUUGGGCAGCUCUUCCAAGUGGAUCAACGAACGCAGUCCGAUGAAGAGGACGACUUAUAUUUUUCGACUUAGCCAGGCAGCCAUCAAACUGCCUCAGGUUCAUCCCGCCACGGGUUCCUCUGCUGAAGGCCAGUUCUCCAAUGGGUCCAGGCACUUGCCUCAGAGCCUGAAGGGUUCAUCAUGCCGGUUUCUACUGAAUUGCAAAUGGGCUUUUGAGUUCUGACUUCUUUCCAGAGCUCUUUUAAGCGGCCAUCUAGGUCCGAGUAGCAUUGCUUGCUGCUGUGGUGUUCAAACUACAAAGAGCUCUGCCAGGUUUGCUUGUUUUCCCCUUUGACCCAACCAGUUUGAGGGAGAUUUGCA
This is a messenger RNA of Elgaria multicarinata webbii, 3738 nucleotides long. It is a transcript of the gene MIS18BP1, whose product is annotated as MIS18 binding protein 1. The record is from RefSeq and is a predicted model, not a curated record. The transcript has 15 exons. Gene Ontology annotation, cellular component: chromosome, centromeric region. Bases 55 to 3450 code for a protein of 1131 amino acids. Lineage: Eukaryota; Metazoa; Chordata; Lepidosauria; Squamata; Anguidae.